Messenger RNA from Sarcophilus harrisii (Tasmanian devil), 5400 nucleotides. RefSeq names its product small G protein signaling modulator 1 (gene SGSM1). NCBI's taxonomy places the organism in Eukaryota, Metazoa, Chordata, Mammalia, Dasyuromorphia, Dasyuridae. The record is from RefSeq and is a predicted model, not a curated record. Gene Ontology annotation, molecular function: GTPase activator activity. The transcript is spliced from 26 exons. Bases 205 to 3612 code for a protein of 1135 amino acids. Gene Ontology annotation, biological process: activation of GTPase activity.
GGGCCUGACGUCGCGCGGACGCCGGCCAGCGGUCAUUUUGCGCCCUCCCUCGGCGCUCCAGGCUCCGCCCGCGCCGCCGCCGCCGCCGCCGCCGCCGGAGCCUCCGCUGCUGCAGAGAAGACGGUGGGAGCCCGAGCCACGCCGGGAGGAGAGCUCGAGACAGAGCCAGGGACAGAGCCAGCCAGAGCCACACACGGAGCAGCCAUGGCGGCAGCGCCAGCAGAGGCUGAGACCCGUCAGAAGCUGUUGCGCACCGUCAAGAAGGAGGUAAAACAGAUCAUGGAAGAGGCUGUGACCCGGAAGUUUGUUCAUGAAGACAGUAGCCAUAUCAUCUCAUUUUGUGCUGCGGUGGAGGCCUGUGUGCUCCAUGGCCUGAAGCGUCGGGCCGCUGGCUUCCUGCGGAGCAAUAAGAUCGCAGCUCUGUUCAUGAAGGUGGGUAAGAGCUUCGCCCCCGCCGAGGAGCUCUCCCGGAAGGUCCAAGACCUGGAGCAGCUGAUCGAGAACGCGCGGAACCAGCUCCAAGGACUUCAGGAGAAUGUUCGGAAGCUCCCCAAGCUGCCCAACCUGUCCCCCCAGGCCCUCAAGCACCUGUGGAUCCGCACAGCCCUGUUCGAAAAGGUCUUGGAUAAAAUUGUGCAUUACCUGGUAGAGAACAGCAGUAAGUACUACGAGAAAGAAGCUCUUUUGAUGGACCCUGUCGAUGGCCCCAUUCUUGCUUCUUUGUUAGUCGGCCCCUGUGCACUGGAAUAUACCAAGAUGAAGACAGCAGACCAUUUCUGGACAGACCCUUCAGCUGAUGAGUUGGUCCAACGGCACCGGAUCCACAGCUCCCACUUCCGCCAGGACUCUCCCACCAAGCGCCCAGCCCUUUGUAUCCAGAAACGUCAUUCCAGUGGCAGCAUGGAUGAUCGGCCUUCCCUCUCUGCCCGGGAUUAUGUGGAGUCUCUGCAUCAGAACUCCCGGGCUACUCUCCUCUAUGGCAAGAACAAUGUCCUGGUCCAACCGAAGGAUGACAUGGAGGCUGUUCCCGGGUAUCUGUCUCUACACCAGACCGCUGAUGUCAUGACCCUUAAGUGGACGCCCAACCAGCUGAUGAACGGCUCUGUGGGAGACCUGGACUAUGAGAAAAGUGUAUACUGGGACUACGCCAUGACCAUCCGCCUGGAGGAGAUUGUCUAUCUGCAUUGCCAUCAGCAGGUAGACAGUGGUGGGACGGUGGUGUUAGUGAGCCAGGAUGGGAUUCAGAGGCCCCCGUUCCGGUUUCCCAAGGGGGGUCAUCUGCUGCAGUUUCUCUCAUGCCUGGAGAAUGGGCUGCUGCCCCACGGCCAACUGGACCCACCCCUGUGGUCCCAGCGAGGGAAGGGCAAAGUGUUUCCAAAGCUCCGAAAGCGAAGUCCUCAAGGCUCCUCAGAAUCUGCAUCCGAUAAGGAAGAUGACGAAGCCACGGAUUACGUCUUCAGAAUUAUCUACCCCGGCAUGCAGUCGGAGUUCGGUGAAUCGGCUUGGAUGGUGUUCCCGGUGGGCCGGACCAUGGUCGUGAUGGCCAUGGGGCAGUUGUCCAUUCCCGCUGGAGGGGCUACUGUUACCACCCUGCUGGACACAGAAUCACUCCCCCCCAUGCCCCCGGACUUGAUUGAUGCCUCUGUAAACAGCCUGCCUUCCAUGUGGCAGCCCAGCCCUCGGAGGUCGUCCUGCUCAUCCUGCUCCCAGAGAGGCUCCGCAGAGAGCGGCUCAUCCAACGGAUGUAAUCACGAGAGGGCUCCCCUGAAGCUCCUCUGUGACAACAUGAAACACCAGAUCCUCUCCAGAGCCUUCUAUGGUUGGCUUGCCUAUUGUCGGCAUUUGUCCACUGUGAGGACCCACCUAUCGGCCUUGGUCAACCACCUGAUCGUGUCCCCUGACCUGCCCUGUGAUGCCGGCCACGGCCUGACCAUGGGCAUCUGGGAGAAAUACCUGAAGGACAGCACGAGUUACGAAGAACAGGAGCUUCUGCGUCUGAUCUACUUUGGGGGGAUUCAGCAUGAGAUCCGCAAGGACGUGUGGCCUUUCCUGCUGGGCCAUUACCAAUUUGGGAUGACAGAAGCUGAGAGGAAGGAGGUGGACGAUCAGGUUCAUGCUUGCUAUGAGCAGACCAUGGCCGAGUGGUUGGGCUGUGAGGCCAUCGUCCGGCAGAGGGAGAAAGAGUCCCACGCGGCUGCUCUGGCCAAGUGCUCCUCGGGCGCGAGCCUGGACAGCCAUCUUCAGAGGAUGAUGCAUCGAGAUUCCACCAUCAGCAAUGAGUCUUCUCAGAGCUGCAGUUCAGACAGACAAAAUCACAUCCGUCUGCAGAGUGACUCCAGCAAUAGCACCCAGGUGUUUGAAUCUGUGGAUGAAACAGAGCAGGUGGAGGUAGACAGCAGGCAGGAUGACAUGAAGCAGGCUAAGGUCCCCAAUGGGACAGUGGUCAAUGGCACCUGCUCCCCCGAUUCUGGCCACCCCUCAUCCCACAACUUCUCCUCGGGCCAGUCCGAGCACAGCCUCAGCACAGAAGACAGCGUCAUGGAACCGCCCAAAAACACCCCACCCUUGGCACGGUCUGAUGGACCUGGUGCCCAGGAUGGUCAUGAGGUGGACACUGCCCCCCAGCCUGGGGACAAGACCCUCAGAGAGGAGCUGGCCAUCCAGGAUAGCCUGGAAGGGGAUUUACUCACUAACGAAAGCUUGGAUGAGUUCAUGUCCGUGCCCGGGAGCCUGGACGUGGCCCUCCCGGAGAAGGACCCCUCGGUGAUGGAAAGCUGGGUGGGCAGCGAAGCGGAGAAGCGGAGCCUUGUAGAGAGUGAGGAUACCCUGUCCGAGGAGCCAGAAAUGGAAAGUCUCUACCCCCAGCUGGAAUCCCUAAAUGUGGUAGAUUCUACAAAUACUGAGGCCUCCCCAGUGUCUUCGAGCGGAGUGACGUACUCUCCAGAGCUGCUGGAUAUGUAUACCGUAAACCUACAUCGCAUCGAGAAGGACGUGCAGAGGUGUGACCGCAAUUACUGGUACUUCACCCCUGCCAACCUGGAGAAACUUCGCAACAUCAUGUGCAGUUACAUUUGGCAACAUAUCGAUAUUGGUUACGUGCAGGGCAUGUGUGACCUCCUGGCCCCGUUGUUGGUCAUACUGGAUGAUGAAGCCCUUGCUUUCAGUUGCUUCACGGAACUCAUGAAAAGGAUGAACCAAAACUUCCCCCAUGGAGGUGCCAUGGACACCCACUUUGCUAACAUGCGGUCCCUCAUCCAGAUUUUGGACUCUGAGCUUUUUGAGCUCAUGCACCAGAAUGGCGAUUACACACAUUUCUACUUCUGCUACCGCUGGUUCCUCCUGGAUUUUAAGAGAGAACUAGUUUACGAUGACGUCUUCUCCGUCUGGGAAACCAUUUGGGCUGCGAAACAUGUCUCUUCCUCCCACUAUGUCCUGUUCAUCGCCCUGGCCUUGGUAGAGGUAUACCGAGACAUCAUCUUGGAAAACAAUAUGGAUUUCACAGACAUCAUCAAGUUCUUUAAUGAGAUGGCCGAGAGACACAACACCAAGCAGAUCCUGAAGCUCGCCCGAGACCUGGUCUACAAGGUGCAGACUCUGAUCGAGAACAAGUAGAGGGCGGGCGACAGUGGUGAUGUCCCCUGGAGGUUGCCGGUCGAGGCUCUGGCUCCAUCUCCUUCCAUUUGGCUCUGCCCACAGCCUCCCGAAAGCCUCCGGGGCCUGGCUGAGGACGCAGACUAUGCCGGCAAGAGGAAGCGUCUCCUGUUUGCGGCAGGCAGGCGAGGGCUUUGUUCCUUCAUUACAACUUUGUGCUUCUGUGUUCUACCAAAGAUCUCCAAGUUAGAAUCAGCGUCCUUUGGGGAAGGAAGGGGGUGUCUGGAGAAGGGAAUGUUCCUCCUUUGCCUCCUUGCUAUUCUUCUAUUCCCUUAAGAUCUACUUUCCGUGGUCUGAGUAAACCCACCAUUCAGUAGCAAUGGAGCCAUCUUGGGGGAGGGCCUUGACCAUGCUUUUAGUGGAGAGGUUGACCUGGUUGCCCGGCAGAGCCCUUGUCUCUGUGAGCCCUGGGCAGGGAUGGAGAACCACAGAUGCCAAAAGAAAGGAAUCCAAGUCUCUUCCACCUUCUUCCACCCACUGCCAAGGUCUGCUUCCCCCAGCCCAGCCCGGCUCAGACAAGGAGCAACAGCCCAGCUUCCUUCUGAUGCUUAGGUCUCUGUUUGCUGCUGCUCCCUCCUUCCUUUCCCCAAGGAGGACACUUUUCUUUCCCAAAGGGGAAGCUUCUCUUUAUAUAAAUCAGGGCCACCCAUGGGUCUGAAUCCCAGCACACAAAGCUUUCUUCUUGAGAGCUCUCCUGGGGACUAAGCUAAGGCUUCCUCGUGGAGAACUCCGGAAGGAUGAACAUUGGAGAGUCCUUCCUCCAUGUCCCCUCCUGCCUUUUUUUUUAAGCUCAGGUAGAAGGAAACUGGAAAUCAGUCCUGUUUGGAAGCAUGAAUCUUGAAUUUGCCAUUUGCUGGCUGCGGGAGCAGACAGGGCUGGUUGGUGGAGCCAGAAGGGGCUCGGGUUGGGUAUCUCCCCUAGAGAAGGUCCAUCCGUGUUAGGAUGAGUGACAUCCAAGGCUUCUUCCUCUUGUCUCAGCCAGCUGGGUUAGUCUCAGCCACAGUGGGUUUUCUCCUCACUCCUUUCUUUCUAUGCUGAUUUCUCCAAUGUCCUCAUUCUGCUCAAGGACCACGAAUCAGAGAAGGGCAGCCCUGGAAGAAUGAAGUUCCUUCCCACUUCCUCUCUUCCCAGAAAACCAUCCUGCCCUUUGUGGUUCACUCUGGCCUAGCCAUUGACCUGCCUAAAACCUCUCCCGCCAAAUUCAUAAAGAGCAUUAAACUAGUCCUAGACAAACAGAACAAAACCCAUACAAACCAUGGGCUACAGCUGAGUGGGGGGAUUAGGGCUUAGAAUUGAGUUCAAAUCCUGUUGUAGACACUUCUUACCUGUGUAUCUUGGUCACGUGGACCUCAGUUUUCUCCUCAGUGUCAGGUUGGACCAGAAACCUAGGAGGUCCCUUCCAGCCCUAAAGCUAUUCAGAGCUAUUCAGCAUGUAUAUAUCGUCCUCAUAUUGGUGAUGAGAGAAACAUCGGUGGGAACUGUACCUCUAAGUUUGCAGAGUUAUAGCGUUCUCCCCUUUGUAACUCUGUGAGACAACUGCCUAAAUUCUCUUCUUCCCAAUUUACAAAUGAGGAAACUGAGACUCAGAAGCAAAGUGACUAACUCAGGGUCACACAGCUCCAGAGUGUCAGAGAUGGGAUUUAAAGCCGGGUCUUCUGGCUUUAUUAUUUUCUAGGCUAGGUCACUGUCUUUUGCGUUUCUUUUUCAUUGAUUCCCUAUUCUUUUUCCAGGUGAAUUUUGUUAUUAUUU